This is a messenger RNA of Chlorocebus sabaeus (green monkey), 7284 nucleotides long. RefSeq names its product adaptor related protein complex 5 subunit beta 1 (gene AP5B1). Gene Ontology annotation, biological process: endosomal transport. NCBI's taxonomy places the organism in Eukaryota, Metazoa, Chordata, Mammalia, Primates, Cercopithecidae. Gene Ontology annotation, cellular component: AP-type membrane coat adaptor complex; lysosomal membrane. The record is from RefSeq and is a predicted model, not a curated record.
GCGUGGCUUGGCGGGCGCUGGUGGGGCCGGGCCGCUGUCAGCCGAGGGCCGCGGGAUCGCAGCCCUGCGCCGCGGGACCCGGCAUCGGGGGCCCAGGCCCACCCCGCUCCGCCGCCCCUACCCACUCCCCUCCGCCUUUCCUGCCUGGGCCUGAGGCGGUUUCGGGGAAGGGGGCCUACACGGCGGGACAGUUAGUCAGCCCCCGCGAAACCGGCGAGUCGGCACCUGCGGGAGGCGGUGGCCCCGUUACGCCCCGCCCGGCCUUGGCCGCCCCCGCGCUGCGCCCCGCCCCGCGCCGCCAGCCCGGAAGGAGCCGGCCUGCCUGAGCGCCCGCGGCGGCUGAGUCAGGCGGCGAGCGCGGCCCGUUACCGCGGGCGCCGGGGGCCGGGGUGGCGCUGUGGUUUCGGUGCGGGCCGCGGGCUGGAGGGCGGCGGCCUAACGAGCUCUCGGCACGCACCCUCCCUCGCCCUGCUUCUGUCCUGUCCCGCGGGGGCCCCGGCGGGACACCUGAGAGCCCUGGUGUCACUGUGGGAGCCGGGCGCGGGUCCUGUCGGCAUCUGCGCGGCGGCCAGGGGUGACCGUAGCCCCUCGGGGUCGGCGGCGGGCCCGCGCUCCUGGUGGCUGCGGCCUGAGGGUCCCUCUCCCUGCGCAGGGGCCCGCGCGCCUCACGAUGGGGCCCCUGAGCCGGGACGCCUGGGCCCAGCGCUUGGGGGCCUUCCGGGCCAGCCCGUCCGCCUUCAUGGCAGGUCCCGAGGGGGAGGAUUUGGGUCGCGACCUGCUGGGCGACCUGAGGAGUGAGAAGCUGAACGAGCAGACCAAGGUUUCCCUGCUGGCCCUGAGCUUGGAGUACCCUGCCCAGCUGUGGCCCGACGUCUCUGCGGCCGAGGUGGCCGCCACCUCCUUGUUGGACACCUUGGUCCUCCUACCCCCGCGGCCCUCAGCUCUCCGUCGGCCCCUGCUGCUGGCGGCCACCACAGCCCUGGCGGCGGGCGGCGCGCUGGGCCCCACCUCGGGCGCCUCCUGCCGGCUCCUGCCCCUACUGCUCGGCCUGGCUGCAGGCAGCGAUCUGGGGCGAGGCUUUGUCCCCGCCUCGGAACAGCGCCCCUUGCAGGCCACCGCCUGCGAGUGCCUGCGAGAGCUAGAGAGCUGCAAGCCCGGGCUGCUGGGGGGCUCCCUGGGGCUGCUGCGGGGCCUGCUGGGGCAGGAAGGCCCCGUCCAGCCGCUCAGCCUGCUGCUGGCCCUUGCUUUGCGCAACACCUUGGUGCUCCAGUCCCGGGUUGGGGCUGGCCUAGGGGGACUGCUCACGGAUAAGGUCUCCCCAACUGGGGGUGGUCCCUGGGAUUGGACACUAGUGGAGGAGGGCGAUGGACGCCUUCAGCCCCAAGCACCCAGCUGGCCGGCAGCUGAGGAGGGAGAGGGGGAGCGUAGUCUUACAGCACGAGAGCACAGCCCUGAGGAGGCGCGGGAGCUGCGGGCUGCGGUGAUCCAGCUUCUGGACACCUCCUAUCUGCUCACUCCUGUGGCCCAGGCCCAGCUCCUGUGGCUGCUGGGCUGGGCCCUGCGGGGUCUGCAGGGACAGCCACCCGCACUCUUCAAGCCGCAGCUGGUACGGCUGCUAGGCACAGCACAGCUGACACUGCUGCACGCCGUGCUUGCCCUCAAGGCGGCCUUUGGUGAGGCCCUGUUCACAGCCCAGGAUGAAGCGCUGCUGCUCCGCCGGCUCACCUUGGCUGCCCAGCACCCUGCUCUGCCUCCGCCCACCCAUCUCUUUUACCUGCACUGCCUCCUGAGCUUCCCUGAGAACUGGCCGCUGGGCCCCGAAGGUGAGGAGGCUGCCCCACUGCUGCUAGGGCCUCAGCUAUGCCGUGGUCUCCUGCCCAGUCUCCUGCAUGACCCGAUGGCUCUCCUGGCCCGCCUGCAUUUGCUGUGCCUGCUCUGUGCUGAGGAUGAAGAAGAGGAGAAAGGCCAGCUUCCAAGCCCACGGCACUACCUGGAAGAGCUGCUGGCUGGCUUGCUGCAGCAGGCAGCCCUGGAUGAGGGCCCCCGGGCCUUGGCCACUGUCUGCUUCCAGGCCUCAUAUUUGGUGACCCGCUGCCUGGCUGGGCAACCUACAGUGCUGACCCCCUUGAUCCACGGACUGGCCCAGCUAUACCGAGUCCGGCCCAUGCUGGCUUCCCACUUUGUGGACUUCUUGGAUCAGGUGGACUCUGAGCUGAGGGAGCCCCUGAAGGUGGUGUUGCGGCAGGAGGUGGUGUCCAGGCCGGGCAGGGAUGAAGCUCUUUGCUGGCACCUGAAAAUGCUGGCAAAGGUGGCAGAUGGAGAUGCCCAGAGUGCUACUUUCAACUUUCUACAGGCCGCAGCUGCCCACUGCACGAACUGGGACCUACAGCAGGGCCUACUGCGGGUCUGCCGGGCGCUGCUGCGGGCAGGGGUGAGGGGUGGCCUGGUUGACUUGCUGCAGGUGCUGGCCAGGCAGCUGGAGGACCCUGAUGGGCGUGACCACGCCCGUCUCUACUACAUCCUCCUGGCACACCUGGCUGGACCCAAGUUGGGGGUGGCCCUGGGCCCCUCGCUUGCCCCACCUGCACUGGCCUCUUCACUGGUGGCCGAGAACCAGGGCUUUGUGGCAGCACUGAUGGUGCAGGAGGCCCCGGCCCUGGUACGGCUGAGCGUGGGGUCCCAUGGGGGCAAGGGCCCACUCCCAGUGCUGAAGCUGCAGCCGGAGGCGCUGGAGCCCAUCUACUCUCUGGAGCUGCGCUUCCGUGUAGAAGGGCAGCUGUAUGCACCCCUGGAGGCUGUCCAUGUGCCCUGCCUGUGUCCUGGUCGCCCUGCCCGCCCUCUGCUCCUGCCGCUGCAGCCCCGAUGCCCGGCCCCCGCACGGCUGGAUGUCCACGCCCUUUAUACCACAUCCACUGGUCUCACGUGCCAUGCCCACUUGCCACCCCUGUUCGUCAACUUUGCCGACCUCUUUCUGCCUUUCCCGAAGCCCCCAGGGGGUGCUGGGCUGGGUUUCUUUGAGGAGCUCUGGGAUUCCUGCCUGCCAGAGGGUGCCGAGAGUCGUGUGUGGUGUCCACUUGGGCCACAGGGCCUGGAGGGCUUGGUGUCCCACCACCUGGAGCCUUUCGUGGUGGUGGCCCAGCCCCCUACCAGCUACUAUGUAGCAAUCCACCUGCCCCCGAACUCAAAGCUGCUGCUGCGGCUAGAGGCGGCCCUGGCAGAUGGAGUGCCUGUGGCCCUGCGGACUGAUGACUGGGCUGUGCUGCCCCUGGCGGGGGACUACCUCCGUGGGCUGGCGGCUGCUCUCUGAGCCCCGGGAGACCAGGUGGGGGCAGGACUGUGGCCCUUGUGGGGGCCAAGGCACACUCCUGUAGCUCUUUCCCCAAAACCCUGCAUUCCCCAGUGCCCUCGCUGGCUUGUUUUCUUUUGGGCCCUGGUUGGGAGCAGGCUCAUGGGGGUGAGGGUCUGUCUUAGUCUGUUUUUGCUGCUUUAGCAAGAUACCUGAGACUGGGUAAGUUAUAAUAAACAGGAAUGUAUUGGCUCAGAGCUCUGGAGGCUGGGAAGUCCACAGUUGAGGGCCCAGAGCCCAGUGAGGACCCUUCUGCAUCAUCCCAUGACAUUGGACAGAAUAGCAGGAGUGAGGGGAGAGAGCGAACCCACUCCCAAGAUAACAGCCUGAGUUCACACAGGAGGGCAGAGUCCUUGUGGCCUGACCACCUCUUAGGGUCUAAUCUUACACUGUUACAGUGGCAAUUACAUUUCAACAUGAGUGUGGGAGGGGACAAACAUUCAAACCGUAGCAGGGUCAUAGGCCCUGAGAAGGCUUCCAGACAGAACCCAGCACUGCAGAGCUGCAGAGUGCCUUCUCACCUAGACACACUAGCGUUCUCCGCAAUCCCUGCCCAGGAGGCAGGGGGAAAAUCUCCUUUCUGCUUCCCAGAGAGGGUCUGGCCUUGCCCAAGGCCGCCCAGUGAUUUAGGAAGGAGGCUGGAGCUAGUGUGGACCUCCUGACCUAUCAGACAGUACUUUUCUUUCUUUGUUUUUGGGGGAGGUUAAAGACAGGAUCUCACUCUGGCGCUCUGGAGUGCAGUGGUGCGAUUAGGGAUCAUUGCAGCCUCUGCCUCCCAGGCUCAGGUGAUCCUCCCAUCUCAGCCGGCCUCCUGAGUAGCUGGGACUACAGGUGUGAGUCACCACUGUAUUGUUUGCAGACAGGAUCUCCCCGUUUCCUAGGCUGGUCUCGAACUCCUGGGCUUCAGCAACUCUCCUGCCUCAGCCUCACCCAAGUGUUGGGAUUACUGGUGUGAGCCACCACACUGGGCCAAGCCAGCGCUUCUCCACUCCCAAGGUUUGCAGGCUCCCUGCCCCAGGGAGCUCACGCCAGGCAGGCCAGUGGACCUAAGCCAGAAACAGAAAGGCUGCAGUGGCUAGGUGGUUUCUUCCCCAGGAAGAGAGCUUCCCAAGCUAUGCCGAUUAGAGCCAGCUCUAGGAAGGGCCUGCUAAUAAGGUCUAGGAGCUGAGACUAAGCUUUUUCUAAUCUCAGCCCCUAAGAAAUCUAAUUUGUGCUUAGGAAUCUUCCCAGGUAAGAAGAACUAGUUCCUCUAGUUGUUUUUUUUUCCCCAAACAUGCAAACACUGAUAAUUGAGCUGUGUGGGGUCAGCUCUGCUGCCAGGCACAUGUACGUUGCCUCAUUUCAUCCUUGCAACAGCUCUGCAGGGCCCCGCAGGUGAGGAAAUCUGUAGGCAGGAGCGGUUGAGUGAUUUUCCUAAGGUCACCCAGCUGUUUGGUAAUAGUGUUUUGUCAUCUGGUAGCAGGUUUCCAUUAUCAUGCCAUCAGAGCAGACAGCCAGGGCCACAGAGGUCCAACCCUCUCUGCCGCCUUCUGCUGCCCCUGCCUCAUGGGCUCCCAGCCACAGGUUCCCCAUGGGCCAGCUUUACCCCUCCUGAUCCUUCUGACUGAGGCAGGCUAGGAGAGGAAAGACGGGCCUGAGCUGGGUGUGGUGGCUCAUGCCUGUAAUCUCAGCACUUUGAGAGGCUGAGGUGAGUGGAUCACCUGAGGCCAGGAGUUCGAGAUCAAUCUGGCCAACAUGGCGAAACCCUGUCUCUAAUAAAAAUACAAAAAUCAGCCAGGCAUGGUGAUGGGCACCUAUAAUUCCAGCUACUUGGGAGGGUGAGGCAGGGGAAUUGCUUGAACCCGGGAGGCGGAAGUUGCAGUGAGCCAAGAUCACGCCACUGCACUCCAGCCUGGGCGACAGCGAGGCUCUGUCUCAAAAAAAAAAAAAAACCCAAAAAACAAAAAACCGGCCUGGGACAGUGGACUGUUAAUAGGUAGAGUCGGGAGGCCUGUCUCAAAUUUGAGAUGUGGCAGUAACUUGCUUUGUCACCUUGGCAAGUCAUUUCCCAAUCAGGAAGGGGUCAGUUUCAGGAAACAGAAACUUCUCCAGCUGUUUUUGGCAGAAGAGAAUUUAAGAGAAUCAGGGUACUUAACAAAGUACAUGGGAAGGCUGGAGAAGUCGCCUCCAGGAGGCUCCCACUGGAGCUGAGAUCAGAACAUACUCUCCUGCCUGCCAUCCACCCCCUCUAAGCACCCCGGAAGCUGUGCUUGGGCCCUGGGACUUGGGGUGCAACUGCCACUCCUGCCUCCUGACACCCACAAAGCCAGAAGCUUGAUGCUGCUGCAGAAGGACUGAAUAUCCCCAAGGCUGGGCCCGCAGGGCAAACUUGCUUGGCCCUGUUUCCUCCAUCCACAUCCUUCAAAGGGCAUCUCAUUAGUGGACUCCAUUUCUCUCUUCCACAGAACUCCAGUGGCAAGGGAAUCCAGAAACGUUUUCAUUUUGCCUGGAGAUGCUAAUUGUUAGCCUAAGAGUAAGGUAACUAGUCCACGUGAGGACUGACCAUCCUUUCACCCAUCUGCCCACCUGUGCAUCCAUCCCAUUUUAUCCAUCCAUUCCUCCAGUGGUGGACACCACAUGACCUUCAGCUCCCCCGACCCCAACCAGAACUGUGCUGCAAUGGCUGUUCUUAUAUGCCCUUGUGGACCCAUGGGACAAUUUCUCUGUGAUACAUACUAGGAGCAGAAUUGUUAAAUCAUAGGGAAUGCAUGUGUUUAGCUUGGCUAAGCAAUUUUGGAGUAAAAGCUUUUGGUUUUGCAUCUUCUCAGCACUCCUAGGGAGGCACCAAGAGGGAGGAUGGCACUGAGUGAGCCCACCUGAGGUAGCUCCUAGACCCCAGCCCUCUGUGUUCUCAGAAUCACACACUGCUGCUCAUCACUUCAGCUUCCCGAAGAUCAUGGCAAUAGCAGCAUGCCUGUAACUGUCCCAAGUACAUCCAAAAAUUCUUCCUAAAGAGAGGGAACCAAAGUCACAUGGGUCACUUUGUCCACCUGUGUGGAUGUUGCUCAUGUUCACAUACCUUUCCUUGCCUCCUUCAAGGCAGGUCUGGCCACAAGUCCAGCUCUGGCUAAUGAAAUGUGAAGGGGGUCAAGGGCUGGGCGGGGUGGCUCAUGCCUGUAAUCCCAGCACUUUGGGAGGCCAAGGCGGGUUGAUCACCUGAGGUGAGGAGUUCGAGACCAGCCUGGCCAACGUAGUGAAACCCAUCUCUACUAAAAAUACAAAAAUUAGUGGGGCGUGGUGGCGUGCCCAUAAUCCCAGCUACUCAGGAGGCUGAGGCAGGAGAAUCGCUUGAACCUGGGAGGUGGAGGUUGCAGUGAACUGAGAUCGGGCCACUGCAUUCCAGCCUGAAUGACAGAGCGAGACUCCUCUCAAAAAGAAAAAGAAAAAUGUGAAGGGGGUCAGUUUUGGGGCACAGUAUGUCAUUGCCAGUGCUCAUUUUUCCAGCUCUCUCUUCCUCUGCCAUGACAGUGGGGAAGUACAUGUUGCCAUGGAGGUGCUAAAUAGCUGAGUCAUAAUCUCACCUUGAUACGCAGUAACAAAUGCCCUGGAUUAUCAAAUUAGUUAUGUAAACUAAAAAUCCUAAAACCCCACCGACUGAACAGACGCCACCUCGUGGCCAAGGGGACCUCAGAAAAAACCUAAUUCCUGGCCCUGACAGGCUGGGAGGUCAGAUGCAACUUGUUAUACCCCAUCCCUUUAUGGUUUAGACACAACUGCCCAGCAUGAAUGAACAAAAUAGGGAUCAUGAGAUGGACAGAACAAACUCUGUGGCAUAAGAUACCAAAUUGUAAACAGUAUCUUGCUUGGCCAUGCCAAGCAAGGGUUAAGUCAUGUAGGGCCCCCCUUCACACUCUGCUUCCCCUGCCCCCCACUUAUGAAUAAACUAUGUUCUAACUGCA